AUGGCUUUGUUUGACGAAUAUUUUGAAAUCCUCGCAGAACAUCUGGGUGGUGCUUCUAUAGACCAAAUAAAAGUUAUCGUUGUUUUGGUCGCUUGUUAUCCAGCUUCACUAGGUCUUCGCUUUAUACGGAUUCCAGAACUUCGACACUUGUACAAUAUAGCCUUGUCUCUUUUCAUCUUUUUAGGAAUAUUUGAUCUGAUAGAUGCCGUCAGGAUCUUGUGUGUAAAUUCUUUGGUGGUGUACCUCAUUAUGUUAUAUGUAAAAAAUCAUUGGGGUCCAAGACUUGCUUUCAUAUUUCUUUUGGCCCAUAUGAGUAUGAGUCAUAUUUAUCGUCAACUAUAUGCGAUAUCUGUCACUCAAUACGAUGCAACAGGACCAGAAAUGGUUAUUGUCAUCAAAUUAACUUCCUUCGCCUACUGUUUAUUUGAUGGUCAACAACUAAACUUAAAAGAAGUGGAACAAGAAUUUGAUGAACAUGCACCAGAAUCUUCUUUUCAGUCACGUCAAAUAUCUUCUACGGAACGAAAAAUUGAUGAAUCCAUAGACAUCGCCCAAUAUACUCCUCGUCAAUUGAAAAAAGCUAUUCCUGUGAAUAAGUUUCCGUCAUUACUCGAAUAUUUCGGAUUUAUUUUUUAUUUCCCAUCAAUUUUGGUUGGUCCUGCUAUUGAAUUUGAAGAUUAUCGACAAUGGGCAGCCUCUUCGGGUGAAUUUGAAAAUGCUCCAAAUGACUUAGGUUUAAAACAAGCUGUGUCCAAGCUUUGGUUUGGACUCUUUUUAAUUGCUAUGUCAUUCGCCUUUGGCAGUCGGUAUCAAAUCUCUUGGACAUUAUCAGAUGAAUACAAAAAACUUUCACUUAUUGAUCGGAUCUGGUUCGUCCAAAUGGCUUGUUCCUGUGCUAGAUUCCGAUUUUACAUCGUUUGGCUUAUGUCGGAAGGUUCCAUGAUUUUAUCUGGUCUAGGCUACAACGGUAAUGAUGGAAGAGGAAAUAUUAAAUUCGAUCGAGUCGUUAAUAUUGAUGUUUUUGGAUAUGAAACUGCUGAUAAUCCCCGAGCUCUAAUUCAAGCUUGGAAUUGUCAGACAGAUAAAUGGUUAAAAAAUUAUGUUUAUCUAAGAGUAAGUCCACCAGGACAACGCCCAACUUUCUAUACAACACUCAUAACAUUUGCAAUAUGCGCAAUAUGGCAUGGUUUUUAUCCAGGAUAUUACUUUACGUUUUUAAGUGCAGCACUCUUGGUUACCUGUCAUAGAAGUUGGCUCUUCAGUCAAGCAAUUGUUAAUUAUAUUUGCCUACCUUUCAUAUUGUUAAAUUUACCAGACUGUUUAUAUGUAUGGAAAUUGAACGCCUUUUACGGGCAUGCAACCAUGUUUUUGGUAUUUGGUUUCUUCUUUGUUUUCAGUGGCCCUAAACUUUGUAAAUGGAUCAUCACAAACGUCAGUGAAAUUGAUGAUAAAAGUGAUGAAUUGGUUGGUGGUGAAUUGAUUGGUGAUGAUACGGUUGUUGAUAAAUUGGAGGAAUUGGUUGAUGAAAUGGUUGCUGAUGACAAGGAGAGGAAAAAGGUUCAAUAG
Molecule: messenger RNA, 1566 nt
Organism: Dentiscutata erythropus
Lineage: Eukaryota; Fungi; Glomeromycota; Glomeromycetes; Diversisporales; Gigasporaceae
Source: the annotation of a GenBank genome assembly